Arachis ipaensis is the source of this 1974-nucleotide messenger RNA. It is a transcript of the gene SIGE, whose product is annotated as sigma factor E. Gene Ontology annotation, molecular function: DNA-binding transcription factor activity. NCBI's taxonomy places the organism in Eukaryota, Viridiplantae, Streptophyta, Magnoliopsida, Fabales, Fabaceae. Gene Ontology annotation, biological process: regulation of DNA-templated transcription; DNA-templated transcription initiation. The record is from RefSeq and is a predicted model, not a curated record.
UUGAUUUUUGGAGAAGAAAAAGUUGUGGACGUAAUAAUUCUCGUAUUUUGCAGUUCUUUUAUAAUACAGAGUCAUCGACAACCACAGGUUCUUCUCUCUCACAUUCUCAGGUUCUCAAAGUUCUAAGUGAUCCUCUCUAGUUUAGAAAAUCUGCCUUGGAUUUGAUUCUGCUACUUCCUGCACAUCAAAGAAUUUGGCCGUUGAAAAUUUGUCAUUUUCUUUUACAAAGCUUUUGUAACGUGGUGGUGGUAUAUAUGGGAGUUGUGACUGUUUCUAGCUCAGCUGCCAGGACACCACUAGGAUUAAAUACAAAGUUUAGCACUCAUGGAUCUGCCCUAAAGAGGCCUUUAGUCAUAGCAUUUAAAGGAGAUAAGCACAAUGAUUCGGCACUGAUUGCAACCAAAGAGAAAGUUCCUAUCCACGUUGAAAUGGAGAAAAGUAAUAAUAAGAAACGGAUGGGAAAGAUUAACAAAUCGCCUAAGCGAGGGAGAACUAUCUCCAUAGAGGAAUCUGCUAUGUUGGACGUGGACUACAAUGAGGCUGCUGCCAUACUUGAAAACAUAUACAAACUUAGCUCUGCAUCCGAAACUCACAAUGCAGUAUAUAUAGAUACUAAGACCAAGAGAGUGUUGCGUCGGGAGAAGAAGAUUGCUGAUAAAGAAGGAGAGGUAAACAAUAAUGAUAGGACCAGAGUGAUUAGAAAUAGAAACACCAAGACAAAACGAUUAAGUCUUGAUAAGAGGAUUGCUUUGAAAAACAACAUUCCCACUCCAAAGAAAAGAAUUGUUAAGGAUAACAGUGAGAAGAUUGAGGAACUUGUUAGGGAAUAUUCAGGGUCGACGGAUCUUGUUAGUUUGGACUGGAAGAAAAUGAAAAUACCUCCAGUUCUUCCUUCUUCAGAGCAUACUUGGUUGUUCAAGUUGAUGCAACCUAUGAAGGCACUUCUUCAAGUGAAAGAGGAUUUGCAGAAGGAGCUAGGUAGAGAACCUACAGAGGCUGAACUAGCUGACGCUACAAAUAUGAACGUUUCUCAAGUAAAGAAAACUAUAGAAGUAGGCCGAGCUGCAAGAAACAAGCUGAUCAAGCACAACCUCCGGCUUGUGUUAUUUGUGAUCAACAAAUAUUUUUGGGAUUUUGGCAAUAGCCCACGGUUUCAGGAUCUGUGUCAGGCAGGAGUUAAAGGACUCAUUACAGCAAUUGAUCGCUUCGAGCCGAACAGAAGAUUCCGGCUAUCCACCUACGGAUUGUUUUGGAUAAGACAUUCCAUCAUUCGUUCAAUGACCCUCUCAAGUUUUACACGUGUUCCCUUUGGACUUGAAUCAGUUAGGGCAGAGAUUCAAAGAGCUAAACUGGAGUUGACGUUUGAGCUUCAGAGGCAGCCAACAGAUGAAGAAAUAAUGGAGAGAGCUCAAAUUUCCCCAGAACGAUACCAUGAUGUAAUGAGGAGUUUAUAAAUGGGAUUACUGAUGAUGAUGGUGUCAACGGUGAUAAUAGAAGGCAACAUGCUCUACUAAGGCUUGCUCUUGAUGAUGUGCUUGAUUCCCUGAAGCCAAAGGAGAGCUUGGUGAUAAGACAGAGAUUUGGACUGGAUGGCAAGGGAGAUAGAACAUUGGGGGAAAUAGCUGGGAACUUGAACAUUUCUAGGGAAAUGGUAAGAAAGCAUGAAGUCAAGGCUCUCAUGAAGCUCAAGCACCCAGCUCGAUUGGAUUAUCUUCGUCGUUACGUUGUAUAAAAUCCAUUAAUAAUGUAUUAUUAUUAUUAUUAUUGUUACUAUGUAUAUGCCUCUCGCUUCCCUUAUACAAAUUAAAUAUUUGUUAUGUCACAUUAGCCAUACAGUAGUUUGAUAUGUUAAUCAAUUUGUGUCACCGGUCCACACAAAAUCAUAAUUAAUCGUAUAUUCGUCAUGUAAUUUGUAUACCAUAGACUUUGAAAUUGCAUAUAAGGUACAUAACGACAGAUACAUGUUACAUGUAA